Messenger RNA from Sitodiplosis mosellana (orange wheat blossom midge), 4935 nucleotides. RefSeq names its product transcriptional regulator ovo (gene ovo). Gene Ontology annotation, molecular function: DNA-binding transcription factor activity, RNA polymerase II-specific; RNA polymerase II cis-regulatory region sequence-specific DNA binding. Bases 1016 to 3625 code for a protein of 869 amino acids. Gene Ontology annotation, cellular component: nucleus. NCBI's taxonomy places the organism in Eukaryota, Metazoa, Arthropoda, Insecta, Diptera, Cecidomyiidae. The record is from RefSeq and is a predicted model, not a curated record. Gene Ontology annotation, biological process: regulation of transcription by RNA polymerase II; epidermal cell differentiation. The transcript has 4 exons.
UACUAUUGUUACCUGUAUACUUUUUUUCUCUCUAUAUUUUUAACACAAAUACCAUCGCAUGGGCCGUUAUAUACCGUUUGUGAUGUUGAUCGUGAAAACGACACACACGGCAGCAUUGGCAGCGCUACGGCGAAGAGCCAAGCAGUGGAAAAGAUAGCUGUAAAGUGUUGCAAGGUAACAACUGUGUACAUUAGGAGUUGGAUAGCUGAAGAGUCUACGCGUGUUUUUAUUUUCGGUCUUUCGCUUAACGGUUUUACUCAAGAAUCCAAGAGAAUAUAAUACUUUGCUAUUUCCCCCAAAAAAAAAAAAAAUUUAUCGAGCAAGGUUUUUCCGUUUUUUUCAUGGACAUUGAGAAAAGAACUUUGAAUUUUUUAGAAAUUCAAUUGAUAAAAUUGUGCAAAAAAAAAACUCAACAGAUUUUUUUUUUGGUGCGAAUUAAUAACAACAACUACAAUCAACUUGACAGGAUUUAUCAACCUUAUGGGAUUAUUCAAGUUUUUAAGAUCAACUAAAUGAAGAUCACAUUGAACUCAAUCGAAAACAGUGCAGUUAACACAAAAUGUCAUUGUUCAAGUACUUUAAACUCAAAUCCAAUGUGUAACUGGUGAUAAACUUGGCAUUUUAUUCACAGAAGAAAAAAAAAACAAUUUGCCAGAGUAGAAGAAAGUGUAAGCAAAAACAAGUUAUUGAAAACAAAAUAACGAAAUAAAUAAACGACGACCACGAUAUUCUUAGAAGAAACUAUUCAAAUUUAGCUGAAACGCAAUAAAUAAACACUUUUCGACUGGUUAAGUGGCUUUCUAUCCCGAACUGUGGAUUAUUCAUUCUAUAUGGGGAUAUUGUGAUCAUUCCUAGUGUGUGAAUCAUUUAUUUGAUUAAACAAAAAAAAAGGGAAUUCGAACGAGAAACAGAUUAUAAAGAGACUUGGACCUAACAACCGAAAAAAAAAACGAACAUUUGAUUAAUAAUAAUCAUUGGUUUUUAUCUGAAGAAAACAAAAUAAACAGACGACAAAAUGCCGAAAAUAUUUUUGAUCAAGAAUCGCUUGCAUCAACAGCAGUUGAGAUUGCUCGAGUCACAGAAUUUGUUAGCCGCUAAAAAUGAUUUGGGGCUAGGCGAUCGUGACGAGGACGAUAGUCACAGUGGUGAUGGACAAAAUGAACCAUUGUCUUUGGUUUCACGCAACAGAGAUCGAGAUUACAAUGAUUCUGAUCGUGAUAUAUUCGGUGAAAACCAGACAGAACGUUCGAGUACAUCAUCGUUUUUGGCGUCGCUUCGACGCUCCACUGAAAAGCAGUCAAUAGAUCCAGAGCGACCUGCUCGUUUCAUUUCGUCCAUUUUGGGCGGUGGAAUUCCAUACGGUGCAAUUGGUCACGUUUUGACACAAGCUCAACGCAAAUCGUAUCCCAGCGCUUCAAACAAAUCCGACAAAGAGCGCAAUCCACCGAAAUUAAUCAAAGAAAAAGAAACAUUGCCCACAGAAGAAAUAAUUAAUUUGAAAACAAAACCGAAACCGUCACGAUCACCAUCGCCUGAACCAGUUGUUCGUUGUUCGGUGAUCAAACGCACACCAUCGUCCACAGAAAGUGCAUCCAAAUUGAUUUCGGCACACAGCCGAAGCAACAAAAAAGACACAGAAAUCAAAUUGCCGAAAGCAAUUGUUGAGCAUACAACACAUUCGGAGCCCGAACAAGAUCAACCGAUUGAUUAUCACAUUCCAAAGCGAAAAGACGAUUUAGUCGAUGAGAAGGAGAUGAAAUAUCGUUUAAUUAAGCGGACAAGUGCAAUAAUUUCGCGACCGAUUUACUCCAUAUGGAAUUCACAGGGUGAUCCGAAGAUAAUGUCAGCAGCAGCCGGACACGGACGAUCAAACGGCCAAAGCGGUUCAAACCAGGGUCAACAGAGUUCAAAUGGUGGCAGUAGCAAUGGCGGCGGCCUCAACUACGGUGGAAGUGGUUUGAGUGGAAAUAGUGGUGGUGUCGGUGGAAGUUUGAAUGGUGGCAACGAUGGAAAUGGUGGCCGAGACAAUCGUGAAAAUCGCUCAAAUUACGGUCCAAAUAGCCCACCGACCGGCUCAUUGCCGCCAUUUUAUGAAAGUCUUAAGAGCGGCAACGGUGGAAUUAACGCAUACAAUGCGGCAAACGCCAGUUUUCUGGCCCAAAAUGGCUACAACACAUUGAUGGCAUCGAACAUGAACAUGGACUGUGAUACGACUCAGGAGCAUUCAGGCAACAAUUAUUCAUCCGAACCGACGCCACCCAAUGCAGUCAAACAGUUUUCGAUGCUACACAAUGCCGCCUAUGGCCUUGUUCUGAAAGAUGAAAUCGAUGACGAUGCGAUGAAUAAUAUCAAUCAAAACAUGAUGUCGUCGAAUCAAAACUAUCCGUACGAUGUCAACGAUGGCAUGAUGGGAGAAAUGAACAAUGGCAAUGUGGAUCCAUUGCAAUUCACAGCAACGCUAACAUUCUCAUCACCGGCCGAACAUGCACUCCUUGACAGUUUAACUGAUGCCGUCGAUUUGAGCUCAUUUUUACAGCGCUUGCCAAACGAUGACCAAUCCAGUUCUGGCAAUGAUUUGGAAAUCUCAUCGACUCCCUCACUCACACCCGACUCAGUAUCGGUGAACAACAAUGAAAACAAUUGUCUGGAAUCAUUCCCAGACAUUGUGCUCAAUCGCAACUACGAUCGCGGCCAAUUCAAUCUACCGAACGGUCAUAGUCGAUUCCAUGAACAAAAUCAACCGCCGCCGUAUCAACAGAGCCGUGACAUUCAACAGAUGUUCCAUCAACAGCAUCAAGCCCAUCCGCAGCCAAUUCAAGCCAAUCAUCAAGGACAUCCACACCAUCAAGAGCAGUUAUCGAUUAGCUACGACAUGGAUUCGCACAGCAAUAUGUCAUUACCGUCACCCGGUUCGGUUGAGGCUCCCGAUGCCAAACCCAUCAUUCAAAGUGUAAGUGGGCCAGUCAAUGAAAUGGUUGCGAACGAAACCAAAAGACGGUUGGGAUUGCCACCAGAAGUGCAGCUGGAAUUUGUAAAUGGUGGUCAUGGUUUCAAGAAUCCAUUAGCCGUCGACAGUGUUCAAAAUCAUCGCCUCCGAACGAGUGAAGAGGAGAAAAAGCCAGCAACCGAAAACAAUGGGCCAAACGACGAGAAUAAAUUCCAAUGUCGGCAAUGUUCCAAAGCGUUUGGUUUGCAGCGGUUACUCAACCGACACAUGAAAUGUCACUCGGAUAUCAAGCGCUAUUUAUGUACCUUCUGCGGCAAAGGAUUCAAUGACACAUUCGAUUUGAAACGACACACGCGAACACACACUGGCGUUCGGCCAUACAAGUGCAACUUGUGCGAGAAAUCAUUCACACAGCGUUGCUCCUUGGAAUCGCACUGUCUCAAAGUGCAUGGCGUGCAACAUCAGUAUGCAUACAAAGAGCGUCGCACAAAGAUGUAUGUUUGCGAGGAAUGCGGUCACACAACCAACGAGCCAGAAGUUCAUUACUUACAUUUGAAAACCAACCACCCGUAUUCGCCGGCUCUGUUGAAAUUCUACGACAAACGUCAUUUCAAGUUCACGAACUCAACGUUUGCCAACAAUUUAUUGGGUCAAUUGCCGAUGCCAGUUCACAACUAAAAACUCACGCAUUCGGCCAAGGUCAACUUUUCCAUCAACGAACUUAUAAUCAAUAUUGGAUAAAAUCAAAACAAAAUCAAUCAGAUCGCUGGAUCAUAUCUUAUUUUUUGUUACACACAUACUUUUAUACUCAUCGAAAUUCAAUAAGAUUUCCAUUUCAUUUCAUUUCUUUCUUCUUUUUUUUUUCAAAUGAAAACUCGGCUCAUUUUUACAGCACAGCAAAUUAAUUUUUUGAAUAUAUUUUUUUGUCGUUAAGGAUUCUUUAAUAUUUAAUAUUAUAUAGCUCAAAACAUUCAUUCCAUUCAUUGUGGUAUAAUAAUUCAAACGAAAGAAGAAGAAGAAGAAGAAAGAAGAUUAUUUGCUCACAUUCUUUGGAUCAAGUGAAACAAAAGCACGUCAAAUAUAAAAAAGAAGAAGAUAAUUUAUUAAUUGAAAAGAACUGAUAUGCAUAUUUUAGAAACGAGUAAAAUUCAAACAAAUAACAAAUGAAUUUUUCACACACUUUUUUUGAAAAUGAACUUUUGUAACAACAACAACAAAAAAGUGAUGAAAAAUAAUUAAUAUCGAAAAUCUAUAACUCUUACUUUUCUACCUAAAAAAAAAAAAUAACGAAAUCCUUAAGGAAUCAUAUAACAUUGGAACAAUUCCUUGAUUUUUUUUAUAUCUCAUUUUAAGAAUAAAACAAACAACGUAAACAUUUAUACAUACUGUUUUAAAGAAAAAUUGAAAAGGAGAUCAAAACGACUGGUAAACUGAUUGAUUCGUUCUAACGAAUGAUGCGAAGAAAAUUACUACAUUUUACAAAGAUUAUUUUUUCUAUAUACAAAACUGAACAAAAAGAGAAAAUCCGCACAGGAUUUAUAUAUAUUAUGUUUGAAUUGAGAGAGAAAAAUUGUUGGUGAUUAAAUCUGGACAAAGUCCAUUAGCAUUCUAAAUUUUACACAUAAACUCAAAACAACGAAACAAAAAUUACAGUGGAAACAGAAAACGAACAUAAUUUCAGGCAAAAAUAAAUAAUUUGAAUAGUGAAUAGUUGAUCCAUUCAUUCAUUCAGAUUCGACAUCAAUCAGUAUUGAAACUCAAAACAAAGUAUCGGGUUUUUUGUGCAAUCUGGGUGAUGGUUAUUAACUGGGGAAUUUCAUUUAAUUAAUUAAAAUCGUUUUAUUUUUUAAAUCGUUACUAAUAAAAAUGGGGCGUUCAACAGCUGAACACCGUUCGAAUUAAGGCUACAAUUUUAAUUAGGUUUUACUGAAACACUAUUUAAGCUAGACGAUUAGUUGAAUACAAUAAAAGAUGAGAGAAUAUGAAAA